ACCCCGCCUUCUCUUUGAUCGAAAACUCGGUGAUGUCGCUUCGUCUUUAACGAGCUUGACCCAGGAGAACCCAGAGGAAGGGAGCAAAUAUUAAAGCAGAAUAGUGCGGAAGGCAGAAAGGAUAAGGUUUUUCCAGUAACAGUUUGUUCCUCCCUGUUGAGCCUCCUGUUUCUUGGCUUGUGGUGGUUCAGUGACGUUCUUCUCAAUGAGCACCUAGAGCUCAGUUUCUGAGCUGGUGUAAUCUUUCACCUCUUCUACCAAACCACGCCCACAGUGUGUAUGGAGCAGUGUGAGAGCGCAGCGGCUCUGUUGGAGUCUGUCAGGGAGCAAGAGGUGCAGUUUGAACAGCUGACCCGGGCGCUGGAGGAGGAGAGGAGGAGAGUGGGCCUCUCCGCUACCAGCCCCUCAACCUUGGGUCUCCCCCUCCCGCAUGCACAGAACGGGCGUUUGGGGGAUGCAGACAUAGAACGACUGAAAUUGUCUGACGCGUACAUAAACGGGACACAGUACAGGAUGGUGGACCCUGCACAUGGUGCUGUUGAGGAGAGUUACACACCCGAAGAUGACUCUCAGGAAGUACGUUCUGUGUUUUCUGAUGAAAGCACCACACGUCGGCCAGACAAUGGGAUGAAGAAACCAGUUGCCUCGCGCACAGUGCUGCCUUCUGACUCCAUGUCCAUUGAUGGAGGCCUGUCAGUGUCUGGCAUGGGUGGGUACAGCGCCACACUGGACCGUCCCUAUAGGCAGGUCGGGGGAGGAGAAUACCCCACUGCCACAGUGCCCAGAAAUUACCACUAUGGACCUGUAGGGGGUUACGAUGAUUACAGGGGAGGCCCACCAUCUGAAGCAUACACCAGUCUGAGCAGGGGCACACACAUGGAUGAACGCUACAGGCCAGUUGAUGGCUACAGGACACUUGACUCUGGCUAUCGGGCCCCAAGCCGUCAGCAGCAGAUUGACCCAUAUGCAGCCCAGCCCCAGGUGGGCCGUGUAAUGAGGGCCUUGGGCUCCGCAAUGGAGGUGCGGUAUGGCCACGGCCAUUACGGUCUGGAGGAUGAUCAGCGUAGUGUCGGAUAUGAUGACUAUGUAAUGGGGCCUCCACCCAUGCAUCCCGGAGGCUAUGGAACUAUGCCACGUCUGGGGCCCGGCUCAGGGGGCAUGGAUAGACGAAGACUCAGAAGUUGUGAGGAUACAUUGGAUGGGGAUGUGGUAGGUGUUGAUCCUUACGCCUGGGGUGUUCCCAUGACAAUGGAGAGGGGAAGCAUGGCUUCACUGGACAGCACACUGAGGAAGGCUCCUCCCACUUCAUGGAGACAACCAGAGCUGCCAGAGGUUAUUGCCAUGUUGAACUAUCGUCUGGAUCCUGUAAAGACCAAUGCUGCUGCCUUCCUUCAGCAUCUCACCUUCAAAAAUGACAAGGUUAAAUCUGAAGUUCGUCGCUUGAAAGGCAUCCCUGCUUUGGUAUCAUUACUGGACCACCCCAAUAAGGAGGUGCACCAUUCAGCCUGUGGAGCACUGAAGAAUAUUUCUUUUGGGCGAGACCCAGACAACAAGAUCGCUAUCAAGAACUGCGAUGGUGUGCCAGCUCUCAUUAGGUUAUUGAGAAAAACCCAUGACAAAGACCUCGUUGAUACCAUCACAGGCACAUUGUGGAACCUUUCGUCCCAUGAUUCGGUAAAGAUGGAGAUUGUGGACCAUGCUCUGCAUGCCCUGGCUGAUGAAGUGAUUGUUCCCUACUCUGGCUGGGAACGAGGGAGCAGUGGAGGAGAUGAAAGCUGUAAACCACGCCAUCUAGAGUGGGAGACUGCCUUGACCAACACUGCUGGCUGCCUUAGGAAUGUGAGCUCUGAACGCAGUGAGGCUAGACGAAAGCUGAGAGAAUGCACAGGAUUAGUAGAUUCACUAAUGUUCAUUGUCCAGUCACAGAUCAAUCGCAAAGAUGUAGAUAUUAAGUUGGUGGAGAAUAGUGUCUGCCUCUUGAGGAAUUUAUCCUAUCAGGUCCACCGCGAAGUCCCUGGCUGUGAACGCUAUGCAGAAACCACACCCAUAAACCAAGGGCCUGGCUCAAACAAGGGUGGCUGCUUUGGGUCUCGAAAGGGGAAAGAUGAGUGGUUUUCCAAAGGAAAGAAAGAUGGACAUGAUGGAAGUGCAGACCAAAUCGAUAUUCCAAAGAGGACAGCGCCUGCCAAAGGCUACGAGCUCUUGUUCCAACCGGAAGUGGUUCGCGUUUACACUUCACUGCUCAGAGAGAGCAAGAAUCCAUCUGUUUUGGAGGCUGCUGCCGGUGCAAUCCAGAACCUGUGUGCCGGUCGUUGGACUUAUGGUCGGUACAUUCGUGCCACUGUACGUCUUGAGCAGGGUCUUCCCAUGAUGGCAGAGCUACUGGCCCAUGGCAAUGACCGUGUGGUUCGGGCAAUGUCUGGAGCAUUGAGGAACCUUGCCAUUGACAACCGUAACUGUGAGCUGCUUGGAAUGCAUGCAGUGCCUCACCUUGUAGCAAAUCUUCCUGGAGGUCAGAGCCAAUCCGGACGCAGUCUGUCAGAGGAGACUGUCGUGUCUGUACUAAGCACACUUGCUGAGGUGCUAGGUAAUAGACUGGAUGCAGCGAACACCCUCCGAGCAUCACAGGGCAUUGAAAGGCUGGUUCUUAUCAACAAGGAUGGGAAGCAUUCGGAUCGUGAGGUGCGUGGCGCGGGCCAGGUGCUACAACUUGUGUGGGCCCACAAGGAGCUGCGCCGGCCCCUUGAGAAGGACGGCUGGAAGAAAACUGACUUCAUGGUCAACCUCAGUACUAAUGCUGGCACCUCCAAUGGUCCCACCACCCGAGCCAACGGAACCUAUGAAGACAGCACCACACCACUGCUGGACAGAGGAGAGAAGAGGGACAUGAUUCCACUAAAUGACCUGAGCCCUGAGGCCUACUCAACACUGGACCAGAGGGAGAGGAGGCACACUCUGGAUGACACGACAGACACUUUACCGCGAGGGGUGUACGGGCCCAGAAAGGGCUCUCUGCCCCUGUUGGACUCCUAUGAUGAAAAACUGAUAGUGUGCAUCACCCAGAUGGGGCCUUCCCUGCCUUGCCACUGCUACUGAGGAGAGAACAUCCAGAUGCGCAGUUUCUCUCCCCCACCCCACCCCUCCUCUUUCUAUCAAAGGACAGAUGGGAUUAGAAGAUGAGGGUUGGCAUCCAAAGACAGUGCUUGUUUGGCCAAAAAAAAAAAUGAAGCAACAACAUGUACUGUAGAUACAUCCAUCUAACUUUAAGUUCUUUGUAGCAUCAGAAGCAUACUGCAUUUUUUGGGGGGAAAAAAAAAAUUAUGCUGCAAAAGCAAGCCUCUUUGUUUGGUGACAAUCAUUUAAUUGUGACCUCCUUCUGCUUUAUCGUUUUCUUCUGUGUUGUCGACAUCUUGGGAAAUGUUGCUAGCACCUGCAUCCUGAUGACGAAUCUGUACGUAGACUUCUGUCUAGGAUGUAUACUGUAUAUAGAAAGAAAAAGGGGAUAACUGCAUUAGAUUUGCUGGUUAAUUUAAGUCACCGUGGUGGAAAGCUGGGACGGGCUGAUGUGACGCGGCCGCCCUGUAGCUUAGAAUGUUUAUAUCAGAGUUAUUUUCCUGUGCAGUUAUUUUGUCUCAGUGCGGCGGGCACAGAAGGAGCAGGUGUGAAUAAUUGUCAUACAGUAAACCUGUGGAGACACUACUGUGGGCUUUGGAAUGAAUUUAAGGACCACACCCAUUAGACCAUAUAUUGAUUAGUUCAAGCAUUCAUUUUGUGUGUGGUGUUUUGUUCUUGUUUGCUUUAUUUUCUACACUGCAACAGUUUUUCGUUACUUUUCUUCCAAAUGCUUCUUUUUGUGUUUACUGCCAGAGGUUCCGACGUAAUUGAUUGGCUAAUACGCCAAACUUUGUCUUGAAAAGCGUGUUGUGACACCUGAAGCAUAAAUGAAUAAAGCAUGUUGGGGUUCUACUUCAGUGAUGGAAACAUUCCCAGCCUGACUGUAGCAGAACAACACUUAGGACAAAAACAUGCUCUGAAACUCUGUUCUUCCCUCAGACACUUCAGAACGGGAGUCUGUGGCUUCUCCUCCUCUUUAAUACCAUCACUGUCCGUCUCUGCUAACUAUGGUUUUCUACUUUGAAAUCAACCACUACUUGCUGUCUUUUGCGAUGUAGCCGACGAUACGUGUACAUCGUGAUUUGUGCUGUACUGUUUUAUAAGAGCGUAUAUAUGGUUUUUUGGGAGGCUUCACUCAGAGGCGACUCGAGUUUAGGCAGAUGGCUGUUACUUGGGAGGUUUGGUGUGAGAAACAAAAAGCACCUUUUUGUUCUGAUUAUUAUUAUUUUUAUCUAUUUUACAUUAAUUCUCACUUUUUUGUUUGUACCUGAUUUUAUGGUGUGGUGGGUGAAAGCAUUAUGCAAUUAGGUCUACUUUUUUAUUUUAGUUCCACUUUUAAUGCUGAGUUGUUUUAAUGGUAAAAGAGACCAGCCGUAUAUAAUUUUUUUUUUUAAAGUCUCCACACAGUAUAUUUGUAAUGUUGUCUAUUAAUGUAAAAUUAUGAUGUACCAUUCAUACCUGCCUUGGCUCUGAAAAGUUGCGUUUUUCAGUAAAUUAUGUAACUGGUAUUGCUGUUUUUUGUUUUUAUAUAUAUAUAAAUAAAGAUCUUUUCUUAGACAA
This is a messenger RNA of Thalassophryne amazonica, 4674 nucleotides long. RefSeq names its product catenin delta-1-like. Gene Ontology annotation, molecular function: cadherin binding. Gene Ontology annotation, cellular component: nucleus; cytoplasm; plasma membrane. The record is from RefSeq and is a predicted model, not a curated record. Gene Ontology annotation, biological process: cell-cell junction assembly; cell-cell adhesion. Lineage: Eukaryota; Metazoa; Chordata; Actinopteri; Batrachoidiformes; Batrachoididae.